Molecule: messenger RNA, 504 nt
Organism: Cyclocybe aegerita
Lineage: Eukaryota; Fungi; Basidiomycota; Agaricomycetes; Agaricales; Hemipholiotaceae
Source: the annotation of a GenBank genome assembly
AUGGGUUUCAAUGUGUGCCAGCCGGCAUUUCUGCAGGACCUCUUGGUCUCCUUCUGGCCACCCAACUGGCCAGUAUCUGAAAAAUACAUGGCCAUUGAUCAUGCAAUAGCCAACCUGUAUGUGGAUUUUGAUCCCCUCAUUGAUGAGCCCUGUGUAGAUGAGGUAGACCAAGCUGGGACCUACCAUUGGUGGACUGGAGAGGGCUCGGCACCCACCUGCACUGCCAUUGACAUCCACUUCCAGGAAUGGGUGACGGAUUACAUCGACGCUGGGCGCUACCUCCCCACAGGUUUCAUUUCCGACCCCACCAACCUCCCCAUGCUGCAGCAUCUGGCACUUCCUUUGGAGGUGCUGUGUCUGUGUUUGCUGGCUCAGGCAACCAGCAGUGGCAAACCCAUCGCCACCCACCCUCUGGUCCUUCCAGAGGCUAGUCGCACAGCAGCUCCUCCAAUUGGACCUCACAACGCUUUGUCUGAGGGCACUGUUGCUCUCAUACAAAGUUGA